CUUUAUGCUAUCAAUUGUUUAUGUAAUAUUAGUUAUAAAACUUAACACUAAAGGGUAUUAUAGUAAGCGUCUUUAGUUAGUUAGAUAUACUAAGGGGCAUGGAAGCUGUCAAGUUUCAUAAUUUGUAUUGAGGCGUGGAUCUUUUCCAUCAAAAUAGUCUAUUUUAAGUACUAGAUCAACUUGACAUAAAGGUAAACAAACCUACAAUAGUUAAUUCUGAACAAUUUAUAGCAGGAAGAACAUAAGAUAUGGCAUUACCAGAAGGGUACACAUUCAGAAAGUUACAAUUAUCAGAUUAUGAAACUUAUGUAGAGAAUUUAAAAGUUUUAACUACAGUAGGUGAAGUUUCAUUAGAGAGUUUUACUGAAUUGUUGAAUCAUUGGCAAUCAUUACCUGAAUUAUAUCACCCAUAUGUUAUUAGUAAUGUUGAAGGGUCUGUAGUUGCCACUGGAAUGCUUUUAAUAGAACGUAAAUUAAUUCAUGAAUGUGGAUUAGUUGGUCAUAUUGAAGAUAUAUCAGUUUCUAAAGUUGAACAAGGUAAAAAAUUAGGAUAUCAUAUGAUUAGUUCAUUAACUUCAAUAGCUCAAGAACUUGGAACUUAUAAGGUAAUCUUGGAUUGUUCACCUGAGAAUGUAGGAUUCUAUGAGAAAUGUGGUUUUAAGAAUUCGGGAAUAGAGAUGGUGAGGAGGUUUUAAUCUACA
Scheffersomyces amazonensis is the source of this 701-nucleotide messenger RNA. RefSeq names its product glucosamine 6-phosphate N-acetyltransferase (gene GNA1). The coding region runs from base 249 to 695 and encodes 148 amino acids. Gene Ontology annotation, molecular function: glucosamine 6-phosphate N-acetyltransferase activity; monosaccharide binding. The transcript has a single exon. The record is from RefSeq and is a predicted model, not a curated record. Gene Ontology annotation, cellular component: endoplasmic reticulum-Golgi intermediate compartment; endoplasmic reticulum; Golgi apparatus. Gene Ontology annotation, biological process: UDP-N-acetylglucosamine biosynthetic process. NCBI's taxonomy places the organism in Eukaryota, Fungi, Ascomycota, Pichiomycetes, Serinales, Debaryomycetaceae.